Messenger RNA from Linderina pennispora, 1020 nucleotides. Its product is annotated as trypsin-like serine protease. The record is from RefSeq and is a predicted model, not a curated record. Gene Ontology annotation, biological process: proteolysis. The transcript has a single exon. Lineage: Eukaryota; Fungi; Kickxellomycota; Kickxellomycetes; Kickxellales; Kickxellaceae. Bases 221 to 1018 code for a protein of 265 amino acids. Gene Ontology annotation, molecular function: serine-type endopeptidase activity.
GAACUUGUCGCAGUCUACACACGAUCCGAAUAAGAAAGAAAAAAAGACUCUUGUGCCUUUUGACUGUGAAUAGCGAAUCCCCAAGAGUCUCUUACGCUCCGUUGUGUAUAUAAUUGAUCCCUUAGGGCGCUUCCAGGAGCAGCUCCCAAGCACCGCCGGCCCGGUUUUCCUCCCCUCCAACUACGUAAUGAUAUUCCUUCUUCUUCUCUUCGUUCUUUUCAUGACUGCCCGGGCGUUGCCCAUCGACGAUGUUCUCGCCAAGCGAAUAAUCGGCGGCACAACCGCACCGACUGGCCGGUAUCCCUACAUCGCCUAUAUCCAGAGCACCUACAAUAACAGCAACUUCAUGUGCGGCGGCACCAUCGUCAGCGACCAGUACAUUGUCACCGCUGCCCACUGCUUCUACGACGAAUCCACUGGCCAUGUGCCCCGGGACCUGCAAAUUAAAAUCGGCUAUGGCAGUAAUGAUCUGCAAAACCUGGUAUUCAAGGAUGCUAUGCAGCUAUACGUGCAUCCGCAGUAUAGUCCUCAGACCUCCACCAACGAUAUCGCCAUAGUGCAGGUCCCCAAGCUGCCGCUGGACGGCCAAAACGUGGACAAGAUCCCAGUGUAUACCGGCGAGUUGUUCCCAGAGACGCAGUUUGUCGCUUUAGGCUGGGGCGUCGUGGAUGCGGUGCGCGGCACUACUUCGAUGCUGCUCAAGGAGGGCGUAGUGACCAUUGGCAAGGAUGUGGAUUGCGCCAGAUAUCUGAUGGGGUCUGGAAAUGCGGCGUUUUCGAGCAAUGGCAGGCAGAUUUGCUCGCAGAACAGCCUGGCACCGGGCACCAGCCCGUGCUUUGGCGAUUCGGGCACCGGCAAUAUUGUCUAUGUCAACGGCAAACCCCAUGUUAUUGGCCUGACGAGUUUUGGCUCCGGCGCUAACGGUAGCAGCAGGUGCGAUGCCCCCGACGGCUUCGUCAUCUACACGCAUAUUAGCGCAUAUAUGGACUUUAUCAAUUCCAUCGUCAAACUGCAGUGAAG